Molecule: messenger RNA, 1443 nt
Organism: Mytilus trossulus (common blue mussel)
Lineage: Eukaryota; Metazoa; Mollusca; Bivalvia; Mytilida; Mytilidae
Product: MAM and LDL-receptor class A domain-containing protein 1-like
Exons: 7
Coding region: 1-1443 (480 amino acids)
Cellular component (GO): membrane
Source: RefSeq, a predicted model, not a curated record
AUGAAGAUUGGACAGCAGGGACAAUGUGAUUCUUUACAGUCUACGUCUAUAUCUGGAUCUGGUGGCCAUAUUACCGGUUCUUGCACUUGUGAUGAUGUUUCAAGAUUAUCCACUAAAUUGAACACAAUGAAAUCCACUGAAAGUAACCUAAAACAACUAAUGACUGAACUUAACCAAUAUAUAAACAAUGCUACAACUGAAUUAAAUGCAACUGAUUCUAAACUCCAAACUGAAAAUCAAAAAGGUAGCAGGCUGAACAAUACUUUAAAUUCGAUGGAGUCUCGACUUAAUCAAACAAAGGAUCAACUAAACUCUGUUUUAAAAAGUGCAACCGCAGAACUAACAGGUCUACGACAGAAGCUUGGUACUAAUACUAGAGAUUUAACCUUGUGUCAGACAGCAUUGGGAACACCAGUUUCAACAAGCGCAGCUAUACACCAAGAUUUUACCACGUUUUAUUGUGGAUUCCAGUCCACUGAUCUUUGUCAUUUCUCACAAGACCAUCACGAUGAUACGAAUUGGGACCGGCGUCACACGGAAGAAAUUCAAACAGGACCUAAACGGGAUCAUACAUACGGCAAUAAUUAUGGUUACUAUAUGGCUCUGCGAGCUACAUCACCAGUACAUUCAAGUACAGGUAGAACAACAUCAAGACUAAUAUCGCCAACCUACAACCCAGCUCCAAACUACUGUGUUCGAUUCUGGUACACAAUGUAUGGAAAAGAUGUCAAAACACUCAACGUUUAUGCACAGGUACAUGGAGGUUUGGGAUAUCCUGUAUUCACACAUACUGGUAAUGUUGACAAUCAGUGGCACAUGGCAGAGAUUUCUCUUAACAAAGAAUACACAGCUGACAUGUUUCAGGUAGUAUUUGAGGCAACAAAUGAUGCAUACCACAUACGCAGAUACAGCGGUGGACGUUAUAUUUAUGAAAACCAUAACGAGUAUGGAAAUAUUGCUGUUGAUGAUGUAUAUGUUUAUAAUACAACAUGUCAAAAUGUACCUAAAUAUCCAGCAGGAGCAUUUGUACGUACAGCUGGCAGCCAAACAUCAUACUAUACAUUCCAUGGUACUGCAGCAACCUGGUAUGAUGCUGUAGAGACAUGUAAGAGAGAAAAUAUCCAUUCUAACUUGGCUACUGUAGAAGAUGCUGCUGAACAAAAUUAUUUGGUAAAACUUAUUCAGUCAGAUGUCAGUUUAACAGCUGCUGGUCAAAAAGGUUUUUUCAUUAAUGGAAACGAUUAUGAUUCUGAAAACAAAUACGAAUGGACAGCUUCCGGUUACCCUGAAGCUUUAAAUUACACAAAUUGGCACGUGGGACAACCAAACAAUGUGGGAGACAACCAGGAUUGUUUACUGAUGCAGUAUCCAGAGAGUAAUUAUGAAUGGGAUGACGUCUCGUGUUCAGAGAAACAUUCAUUCAUUUGCGAGACAGUGUUGUAA